ACCAGUCAGGGGAUAACGGAGGAGGUUGGAGGAGCGAGGGAGGAGGGAGAGGAGGAGGAGCAGGAGCAGGAGCGAGCAUCCUCCUCGCUGCUCAGACUCUCCGCGGAGGCUGAGAUGGAGACAGGGUGAGACUGACGGGCGUUUUUGGAAAAAAAAAGUGGCUCUGAGGUACUAAAAGCUGAGUAUCGUCACUAAAUCAGCACACGUACGGAAGAAAGAUCUUCAGAGCGUUUUGUCACCGCCUGCGGAUUACGGACCAUAACUGACGGAUAACUGCCUGUUUACUCCUCGUCGUCGUUGUUAAUGUCACGUGUUUUGCUUUUUCUUUCGGUUGUUGCGUACGCUGAGACCCGUGGCGUUUCCCGAAGUUGAGAAACUGAGAUUUCCACGACCAGCGAUGAUGCGAUAUUUUGACAUAAACGGUCUUCUCCGGGUUUCGCUCCACUGCGCAUGCUCAGUGGUGGUAGCUGAACGCCGCCUGACUCCGUUUCGCUCCGUCCUGGUUGUGAUCCACGAGAGAAAAAGUGACGACUAAAACAAUGCUUUGGCAAAGUAGCAGCCGUGGGAUUUUACUCGACAUCCUCCACGACACUGACCGUCCAUAGGCUGAAGAAUGUCAGGGACGGCAGAGGCUGAGGGUGAUGGAGUAGUCUCCAAAGUCCACGUGAAAAAGGAGAUCAAGACAAUUGUGGAGAACCUGGAGAACAUCUUGGGCGACCUGAAGGAUGUCGCCAAGGAGCUGAAGGAGGUUGUCCAUGAGAUUGACACACUGACAUGUGACCUACAACUGGAGGAGGAGAUGACGGACAGCUCCAAGACGGACACUCUGAACUCCAGCUCCAGCUCCACCACCACCACCACCACGGCGUCCAGCCUCGAGAAGAUGAAGCUUUUCCCUGAAGACUUCUUCAAACCGUCCAUCAGUCCGGUCACCGUCAACCCCACGGGUGUCUUGACUGUUUUCAAAAAAGCCCAUCCCCCAGCGCCUCCACCCAGGCAUACUUCAGUGAGAGCGGACGAUCACAACAUAAAGAAUCUGCCUCAUCCGACGUUAGUGCUUUCGGGGAGCACAUCCAAGGCUAAUGGAUCCCUAAUGCGAAAUGGUGGCGUUUUUCCGUUAAAGCCAAAUAGGGAGUUAUUCUCCUCCACGCCGUGUUUCAUUUCUAAUGACAGUGGGGUUUCGGAAUCAGGACUUGUCCCCACACUGCCCAGACCUAUGCCGCUCCUACGGCAUGAAAAGAACAAAUGUCCGAAAGCCCCGAGCAGGGAGCCUCGCGAAAGAGUCCGUUUCAGCGAGAAAGUCCAAUAUCAUGGCUACUGCCCAGACUGCGACCUCCAGUAUGAUGUCGAUGACACAGAAUUACACUUACAGGCUGAGCUGCAUGACUUGAGGCUUAGCCCCGUGCACUGCUGCUCCUCAUCCUCGCCUCCUCCUCUUCCUCUCCCUCAUGUGCUGCCUCAUGAGAUGCUUUUGGAGAACGGCGGGUUCUCUGUCAGCCACAAUUUCCCACCCAAGGCCACCACUCCUCCACCUUGCGUGCCUCCUCACUCCACCUCUCCAAAGCCCCAAAAAACUAUCCUACGCAAAUCUACCACCACCACAGUGUGACACCAGACCCCCGUUCGUCGUACGCAUUCCUGAAUCUUCAUGUUUUCUACCAAACGAGUGCUUUCCACUCCAGAUGAACUUUGGAUUGUUCAAGCAGAGAUCGUUGAAAACUGGCAUAAGGGGAAUUGCUAAGCAGCAAGCGAUGCAUCAUCACGCAAUCUGAGAUGCAUAGACGCAUUGGAAGGAAGUGGGCCCACUGAGAUCCGGCUGGUUCAAGUACAGGGGAUGCUUGUUUCACACGGUGAUCAGCUCUGGUCGAUCAGGAACGAAGAAGCCCCGAAGCGUCAACCUGAUUUCUCAAACACUUCACGGCUCAGUACAGACAGGAAAUGGUCUUGACAAAAUCAUGCAUUUAAGCGUUUGAGUGAUGAGACCUGGGGAAUGUAGUGGUGGCAGUUUGUGGUUGUCUUUACCGGGUGCAUUAUGUUUUUGUUACGUGGUUAUAACACCAGUAAUCAAAAGGUGAAGAGGUGGAUUGUAUCAUGAUGUCUGCGGGUAUUUGAUUCACAUCUCCACAGUUUCAAAGGAAAGGCUGCGGUUUCAGAUGAGUGAUGAAAUAUGCCUUUUAAGAACUGUAAGUCUUCAAGGAGUCUGAACCUUUCACCUGUAUCCAGGCAGUCAAAGAGAGAAUCAUUGACUCAGUCGUGCUAGGGCUGCACAAUAUCGCAAAAUGACAUCUCUUGUCAGAAACAUCUUCCAACUCUUCUGGGGGUAGUGUGGAGGAGUUCCCAGGCCAACUCUGAGAUGUAAUCACUAAAGCGUGCCCAUGGCCUCCUCCCAGUUGGACGUGCCCAGAACUUGAAGAGAGAACCUGACAUGAUGCUUGAUCAUCUUCUCUUGACACAGAGUUGCUGAGGCUCCACUUACAGCCUGCCUUGGAUGUCUGUCUUAAGAACCCUCCAGCCACUCUUCAAACAAACUCAUUUUCACCACAUAUAUAUGGGGUUUUCAUUCUUUCAGUCACUUCCAAAAGCUCUGUGACCACAGGUCAAGGCAGGUUGUUACUCGAGCACUCUUCUGGCUCAGCUCUUCAGAAGACAUUGACAGAACCUAAGAAUAGCCUUAUCCAAAGAUUUUCAAAUUAUGAAAGAUUCAAAUAUUUAAUCUCAAUAGCACUACAACUGAGUUAACACCGUGAGUACGUAAGUAAGUCAUCUGUUCUAAAUGUAUCUCUUCUAAAUGCCACUUUAAGGAAGGUUUUAUCAACACAACAGUGGCCAAUAAUGUUCACAAUGUUAGGAUUUUACCAUGUUGUUUUCAGUGCCACUGAGGUUAUUCCAAAGCAGUGCUUUUCAACCUAUUUUGAGCCACGGCACAUUUCGUUCAUUGACAACAUCCAGAGUCACACUACCAAAGAUACAAUUGUGCUGCCCGUAAAGUCCUAUAGAAAAUCCAUUUUAUUUUGUUAAAAAUUGUAGCUACUGACUCUGGGCUCCUUUGGCAUGUUAUUAGCAGAUACAAAUUGCAUUGGUUUAAAAAUGUCUCUAGAGAAGAGACAGCAAUAUGGCAAUAUAAUCUCCUCACGUCAACACGUUCAAAUUGUUCAAGACGUCAUGCCCACCUCUGUCGCCGGACAUUGAGGUGAAACUGGAUCAUUUCCCAUGGCACGCAUGACAGUCUUUCCUGGCACACUAGUGUGCUGUGGCACACGGUUUAAAAACGCUUUUCGAAAGAAUGCUCUUGAUAGUAUCUGUUAUGUUGGGUAGUUGUACAAAGAAACGGACACGAGGAAAGCAUUAUUGGCCACUCUUGUGUUGGUAAAACAUUUAAGUUACAUUUAGAACAGAUACAAAAUGUGUGAUACAUUUGCCAUUGAUUGUGAAUUUUAACUCGGCUUUAGUGCGAUUAAUUGAGUUUACAAAUGUUAAUCUUUUUCUAAAAAUGUGGGAGAAAGUUCACACUAUACCACACUUCCAUUGAAAAGUUUAAGCACCUUGAUGGAACUGGUAUAAUGCCUCUUAGCAUUAUACCAGAAAGCCAAUGGAGAGAAUGCAUAACUGGAGGGAUGAGAUGCUAUUUGUCUACGCCUUGAAAACAUAACUGUGAUUCAUUUGAUUUAAUCUUUUUGCUAUUAUUUAGGCAAGAGGGUUGGUGCGUAUUUUCUGGUCAAAAGUUGAGAUGAGGUGCCAGGAUGGGCGAAGAUAGAUUCGACUUCUGUGCACCUUCAGCUUGGAGUGUUAUGUUCAAGCAACUGUAAAAGCUCCUCUAGGUUCCUGAGUUACACAGUAUUUAUUUCACCCAUGUUUCCCCUUGCUUGGCUGUAUUUCACAUGCACAAAAACUGUGUUUUUUCAUCUGGCACCCCUCAUUUGGACCCAUUGCAGAUGUAAUGGUAUUAUAAAUAUGCUUACAUCUAAAAGACUUAGUAUCAUGUGUUGUCUGGGACCAAAAUUGUUUUGUCUCUGGACCAUCCUACUCUAAGCAUUUGUUCCAAAUCGAAGCUUGACAGUCAAGUAUAGUCCCAGAAUUGUGCAGCCCUAGUUUGGACCCAAAGAACUACAGUACAGUUUCUGUGUGAACAGUAUUUAACAUACAGCAGCACAGUACAAUGUGAAAUGUGGGAGCUUUAAAGGAAUCUGUGAGGAAGUAAUAAUUUGUAUCAAAUUUUCUUUUUAUACAAAUAUACGUUUGAUAUUUAUAAAUAUAUCUAUAUAUUUCAGGCUUCUUUUCUACAGAGACUUUAAAAAUAUUUUUGAUAUUGAGUUACCAGAUGUGUGAGAAGGUGUAAAUGGAAGCAAAAGUGUAAAGUACGGACACUCUAUAAUGUGAAUGAGCCAUAACAUUAUGACCAUAUACCAAGUAUUGUGUGGACAACACAGUAACUUUGGCUCUCCACAGGAUGGACACCAAGUUUGAAAUCUGGUGCAGACGUUGGCAGGCGAUCUGUUCAAGCCGUUGUGUUUCCAGUGAGAGCCUGUGCAGCACAGAUUUGUUUGUCCAGCACAUAAAGAAGCUGGAGUAGAUAACAAUAGUUCGGGAUAUUUUGGUUUCAGCCGUUAAUUUUUAUAUUAUUUUUAUAUUUUCUAUAUAGCAUAUUUGUUUUCAGGAACAAACUAUUUAAUCCAGCCACUGAUCCAAUCUUCCAAUGCAGGCGAGAAAGUCUAAAUGAUAAGAGACUAACUUCCCCCACUGCUCUGUGGUUACUGUAAGAUCUCAUGCUAAACUGAUCAUCGCAGUUUAGCCCCAUACCCACCAAAUUAUAUGACGUGUCUUGACACUGUAUCUGGAAAGGCAUUAAACUUAGCAGCAUUAAGAACAGUAGAUGCUGGAACUGAAAUGGUCAUGUGACACACCGCUGUUGGGGUAUUGAGUGGUGUCAAUGCCAGCAUGCUAGAGAGACAACGAUCAUAUGAUUUGUCGCUUUACUUGGAUGGUUAUAAUGUUAUGACUGAUCUGAUGUUUUAAACAUGUGAUAUUGAGUGAGAACGAUGCAUGACUGACUAGGCCCUUUGUCUUUGCAUCACUGUUUUUCUAUGCAUUUAUGUGUGGCUGUGGCUGUUUCGCGCAAGAGAAGACAAGAAAUGUUGCAUUUAUAUUGUAUCUCAUAUUCAGGUCAUUUCUACUGCCAUCGUGAGUAUUUUUUACAGAGGUUCCUGGUAAAUCUUGGACAAAAAGAAGACUGCACACAAGAAAGUUGUUGGACUCGCUGGAUGUAGAGACUCAAACUGGAAUCAAAUCAAGAAACAGAAAACAUCUGAAUAAGCUGAUGUGUAUUUGCUGUUUGUUGGUACAUUAAAAUCAA
Messenger RNA from Synchiropus splendidus (mandarinfish), 5350 nucleotides. It is a transcript of the gene prr16, whose product is annotated as proline rich 16. NCBI's taxonomy places the organism in Eukaryota, Metazoa, Chordata, Actinopteri, Syngnathiformes, Callionymidae. Bases 614 to 1609 code for a protein of 331 amino acids. The record is from RefSeq and is a predicted model, not a curated record. The transcript is spliced from 3 exons. Gene Ontology annotation, biological process: positive regulation of cell size; positive regulation of translation.